This is a messenger RNA of Penaeus chinensis, 5638 nucleotides long. RefSeq lists its product as uncharacterized. The transcript has 17 exons. Gene Ontology annotation, biological process: protein processing. Bases 521 to 4666 code for a protein of 1381 amino acids. The record is from RefSeq and is a predicted model, not a curated record. Lineage: Eukaryota; Metazoa; Arthropoda; Malacostraca; Decapoda; Penaeidae. Gene Ontology annotation, molecular function: metalloendopeptidase activity. Gene Ontology annotation, cellular component: plasma membrane.
UCUGACAGCAACAGUCUGUGCCGCGCCAGGGAACCGGCUGGACCGCACUCUGGCUGCCUCGCUCGUCCCGGCACCUUCUACAUGUGCGCUGCCUUCCGCUCGCGACCCCUCGGACUGCUCUCUUUCGGGGGCUGCUGCUGCUGCCUCUGAGGCCCUUCUGCGAGAGCCGGUCGGAGAUUUGCCUUUUACUCCUCUCUCCCCCUUUUCUCUGGCGGAUUUAGGUUCAUAAUAACCCCCCUUUUUGGUGUGUUUUCCCCCUCCCUUCCCUCCCGUUUCGUUUCGAGUUACUUGCCUUUCAUGUAUUGUUUUGCUUUUUUUUUUUAACGGCUGUGCGAAAAUUCCGGGAAGAUCGUUGGUGAAACUCGGAAGUCCUCUAGACUUUUGACUCGACUGAUUAAAAAGACUUCAAGGUAUAGUUACCACCGCAAGAGCCGACUACAUGCUGAGCAAUCACUGAAAUCACUGGUCGCAGAAGACGUGAACAACUCUCUGCGGAAGAACACAAACGGCGUGUUCCAUUAUGACGUCAUCCUGUGGGUUACGCCCCUUGUCUCUCCUGGCGAUACUUUUGGUCGCAGAUUUCACCAGUUCCGCGCCUACAAAUGGACACUUAAAGCCUGGCGCUCACGGCCGCUCUCCUUCUCGACCGAGUUGGCACUUGCUGCUGGCACUCUGGCGACCCAAGGGAGAAGGGGUGACGACCGGGGACACGCAUCCCACCGGCGAGGUCCUGCUCACGCCCACUCAACCUCUGCCGGCAAAGGAGGCGCAGCCCACGCGGACGGUUCCUCCCGCCAGAGGAGUCCUGCCGACGAGAGUGGUUCUUCCCGCUAGAGAUGUGAUUCGGGAGAGAAUAGUCCUUCCGACUCGCGAAGACCUACCCGAUGAGAGGGUCCUGCCGGUGAUGGAGCCUUUGCUCCCCCGGGGCGUUGCACCUGCCGGGACCGGGGAUUCAAGCGAGGGCAGCGAACCCCUGACAGAGCUACACCUUGCGAGCACUUCCUACGCACACACACCCGAACCCCUGUUGCACUCAGAGACUCAGAACCACGGUGAGUCAUUCCCGCAUUUCGAAACUGAAGCCCUUCCUUCUCAUCCUGUGAGCGAGGCGGCGGGAAUCCCCGAGCACUUCCCGACCCAAGACAAACAAGAGGAGGACUUUCCUAUUGCUUCCCCUGUCACGGAGCGCGCGGAAACCGUGACCACCACCACCAGGAAAUUGUAUCUCCCGUUCACAGUCAGAACGUCUAUCCGAGAGGAACACGGGGACGGCCUCAUGGAAAGUUUCGGCUCAUCCAGAGGAGACUUGACCAGUAACGUUGUUGUAUCAACAACAAUAUCGAACCACCAGUCUGUUCCUAUCACGUUGCAGAGUUCCUCGAGAACGGUCGUGAGAACAAGCCAGAACAUCCCCAGCCUCACAACCGCGUACACGACGGCGACGUCCCCGCUGACCAUGCACACGACGACGACGGAUCAGGUGAUCACCAUGGGCAGCCCCGUGUAUAUGCACGGAACGCCUGGAGUCGAAGCCUCCCUCGGGACGCCGGUGUCGGUCUCGCCGACGAGAACAAGGAAAACCAAUAUGCUGAACCACAGGGCAGGGCUGCUUCCUGCCGGCCACCCUACGUCGCAGGGAGUAGAUGGGUCACGGGGCGAGGAAGCGACGGGCCGUCAUGGCAACAAAGGAAGCAAAGUAUUGGAACUUGAGGGUCCAGUUGUCAUGGAAACCCUCGAUGGGUCUUCUCUUGUCCCUCUUGUCGGAAGAUCAAAGGAAGUUCUUACUCUGAAGGGAGAUGGAAAAGCCAUUUUGGCGAUAUUACAGGUCGCUCAGGGAUCCAACACGCUGGAGGAUCCCUUCCAUGUCACGUCAGUCAUUAGAAAACACGACCAGCCUCUCCCGACGGAUGGAAACACCAGUGAAACUUCACCUUCAGGUCUUUUGGAUCAGCAAACAACACAUCAAGAUCCUCUGAGAAACAAGAAUCUCGAAACCGAUUAUUUAGAUCAUCCCAAGCCGCUUAUCAUUCCAGACAAUCCUCAGAUUAGCGGAUUAUCGAACUUACUCGACAAAGAGUCUAAAUCAGACGACAGCCAGAAGUCCCUAAAUGCGUUAGAUGUUCACGAGAAAGCUCACCUGCUCCUCACCGUCCCGAAGAAGGCGGCCCCCUCCCCCGCAGCGUUUACGACCACUGCCAAGCCCAUUUACGAGGAGAUCUCAGACACGCUUCAAGUAGACAGUAGCAUUGACGAUGUCGAAGACUUUGACAUUCUCACUAAACAUACAGAAAACACCGACGAAUUCUUAUCCCAGACGAACCAGUCCCACACGAAUCUAAUCGACGCAGAACUCCACAAUGGUCACGAGGUUCCUGCUUCAACAGACCCGACAGCAGUGACCACACUCUCCACCGGCGAGGCCUCCUCCACUCCGCCCGCGCCCGAGCACCCGGCGACGACAGCCACCGCUCAGCCGCCGAUGCUUGAUGACCCUGAGACGACCAACAGCCGCCUCCUCACGACGUCUCCUCCUGAGGAAGAUGAGGAGGAGGAGCUCGAGAGGGAGAGCCACACCGAGGACUGGUCUGUGUUUGUAGCCAACGUGUCCGCACUCAGCAACAAGAGUCUGGCCCUAAACGAGUCCGUGUUCCAGCCCCGCUCCGAGAUGAGCAUUGAAGAUCACCACAAGAUUGUUCUGAAGGAAAGAGGUAAUGUCUUCGUUUCUUGUUUUAAGGAUGUUUUACAGCAUCUAAUGUGUUACGGUGCCUCCUUCCCACAGGCGGUCGACAACACCUUUGAGCGCCUGAAGGAGGACCUGGAUGACGUGUUGAGGUCCCUGCUGGAGGAACCGCCGUCAGACAACGACAACAACAUCACGAAGGCUGUCAAGACGUUGUACUCCGGCUGCAUGAACAUCGAGAGGAUCGAGACCCUUGGAGCCACGCCGCUGCUGGAACUCCUGGACGAGCUGGGUGGGUGGCCCGUGUUGCUGGGCGACGCCUGGAAUGGGACCGACUACGACUGGGUGAGGCAGAUGGCUCAGCUGAGGAAUUACAACAACGACAUCUUGAUCUCGGAAUGGGUCGCCGCUGACAUCACGAACUCUUCGAACCACAUUAUUCAGUUGGACCAGCCCAUGCUAGGCCUCCCGGGCAGAGAGUACUUCAUCAACCCCGGCGACUUCCAGUACCGCGAAGCCUACCUCAACCUCAUGCUCAGCGUCACCGAGAUCCUGGGAGCCUCCGUCGACAUCGCCCUCAGGGACAUGACGGAGGUCCUGCACUUCGAGAAGCAGCUGUCGAGGAUUCUCACGGCGGCGGAGGAGCGAAGGAACAUGUCGGCGAUUCACCGCAAAAUGACGCUGGAGGAACUCAAUAAUGAAGUCCCGGGGAUCAGCUGGCAGGACUACAUUGACGCCAUCGGCUGGAGCAACAACCACACGGACGAAAUCGUGGUGUUCGGCCUCGACUACUUCAAGAAACUCGUCCCGCUCCUCAACGAUACGGACAGCAGAACCAUCAGCAACUACCUCCUGUGGCGUUUCGUGAAGAACAGGAUCAGCAAUCUCGGAGACAAGUUCACGCGGGUCAAGCAAGACUACAUCAAGGUCCUCUUCGGCCGGAAAUCCCAGCCUGAGAGGUGGCGCUCGUGCGUGGAGUACGUCACAGGCAACCUCGGUUAUGUGGUCGGCGCCAUGUUUGUCCGGCGGUACUUUCCUGAAGCUAGUAAGCAUGACACGGAUGAGAUGAUUUCGCUCAUCCGAUUCUCCUUCAAAACGGCGGUAAAGGAAGCCUUGUGGAUGGAUCCGGACACGCGCAGUGUUGCCAUGGAAAAAGUGGACACGAUCGUCAAGAACGUUGGCUACCCUGAAUACCUCAUGAACGAUACUUACAUGGAUCAAGUUUAUUCUGAGCUGAGCUUUAGUCCCGACGAACACUUCAAGAACGUCCUGAAGAUGUUGCAGUUCCACGCCCGCACCAACCACAACCUCCUCGCCGCCCCCGUCAAUCGGACAGCUUGGGUGACGACGCCGGCUGUGGUGAACGCCUAUUACAGCCGUUCCAAAAAUAUGAUCGUGUUCCCCGCGGGCAUCCUGCAGCCGCCCUUCUACCACCCUGCCUUCCCCAAGUCCCUUAACUACGGGGGCAUCGGCGUUGUCAUCGGCCACGAGAUCACGCACGGCUUCGACGAUCGCGGCCGACAGUUCGACAAGGACGGGAAUCUAAACCAGUGGUGGAAGUCCGAAGACGUGUCCAAGUUCUACCAGAGGGCUUCGUGUAUGUUGGACCAAUACGGCGAGUACAAAGUGGAGGAGGUUGGCCUCAACAUUAACCCAGUCAACACCCUCGGCGAGAACAUAGCAGACAACGCCGGGAUCAAGAUUGCUUACCAGGCCUACAAGAAGUGGGCCGAGAAGAACGAGGAGCAGGUGACGGUGCCCUACGUCAACCUCACGCACGACCAGCUCUUCUUCCUCAACUUCGGCCAGAUCUGGUGCGAGAACAACAGGCCGGAGGCGAUGCUCACGAAGAUCCGGAGCGGCCAGCAUUCGCCCAACAAGUACAGAGUGAUAGGAACGCUUUCCAACUCGGAGGACUUCAGCAGAGCCUACAACUGCCCCGUUGGGUCCCGGAUGAACCCCGAGAGGAAGUGCAAAGUGUGGUGAGCUUGAAGCGCCACGAAGAAAAAAAAACAACAACUAGAGAGGAGAAAGAAUAUGUAUAUAUAUACUACCAGACUACUUUGCAACGAGAGAGUGCAAGCGAUUUGAGCGGCAGAGAUUCUUUAGCGUUGCGUUGCUUGGCUGUGGUCGGCGGAGCAGCGAGGGUCGUGUCGUUGGUAAGAUGGGAAGAGGCCAUUCUGCGCCACACUUCCAGGACCGAAAGCCCAGGAUGCGUUUGUAUACGGACGCCUAUACCGACACCCCUGAUACAACACGCAAAUAUACAUAUUCAUACAAUCCAUAGACAUAGAUCCACAUAAACCCAUACCGAAACAGACACGAGUAUACCGCAUGCGGGAAAUAAAACUUUGAUAAAUUGAUAAGAGAGGCAAGCGAAUUGAGAGGAAUAGAGUAGAAGGAAAAGAUGGAAGAAAAGGCAAUAACUAAGAAAGCAAUGUCACCCUUACGUGGCCAGGGUGAGCGAUAAUGGCUGCAAAGUGCAUUUAUUUAUCUUUCUAUUUUUUAUAAUCUGUUGGUCAAAACCAACUUUCUUUUCUUGUAAUUUAGAUAAAAUACAAAUGCUCUUUUCAUAUAAUCGAUUUGAAUAGAAAUAUAUCACAUAGAGUUAAUAUAUAAAUCUGUUGUUGUCUGUAUGUUUGUUCACUCUGUGAGAUCAAUUUUACCCUUUAUAGUAAAUACAAAUGUUGAUAUUUCUAAAAAAAAAAAAAGUACCUGCUAUGUGUCGUAGAUCAAAGACCGUUAAGUUAUAGUUGAGGUUGAAGUAUAGAUAUAACACGUUCUUUAGAAUGUGUCAUUCUGUUAUUGAUACAUAGAAGUUUGGAAUAACACAAGUCAACAUGGAAGUUUUUAACGAUAUAUAGGACACACACACACACACACACACACACACACACACACACACACACACACACACACACACACACACACACACACACACACACACACACACACACA